UGAUACGUACACCGGAAAGAUGUACUUCCAGUUAAAAGAGAUUUUCUUGAUAAAACCAGGAAAAACCAAAAAUCCGGUUUGCAGUAAAAUCGAUGAAAGUUAUUUGCAAAAAGACUCUUUUUCCACCAAAGAAGCAGUUAAAAACCCAAACUCAGCAUUUUCAAAAAACACUUCCCUUCCGAGCGGUGUCGAAACCUCGUAAUUUUUGUCCCACGCUAUCGAAAAAGUCGUUAUUAAGUAUAUCUAGUUCCAGAGAACUCAAACAACACAUUCUCAGAGCGUAGUGCUAUAAUGUUUUCUUUCUCAAUAGUGUGAAACUGGGAAAUAGAUUUCUCAGUGGUAGUGAAGGCUGUCAAGCUAUAGCAGAUACGGGUACAAGUCUUAUUAUUGGUUAUACAGGAUUUGUGAAUGCCAUACAUAAAGCAAUUGGUGCUAAAUAUUCAUCAGCGGUGGGCAGUUAUGUUGUGCCGUGUUCAAAAGUACCAGCACUACCAAGUUUAACGUUUACAGUGAGUGGUCGACCAUUGAGCCUAUUAGCAUCACACUAUAUUUAUAAAGCUAUCUCAUCAAAAAAAGUAACAUAUUGUAUCAGUAGUCUAAGUGGAGACGAUUCAAAUCAAGAUGAAGAUGGGAAUAUUCUAUGGACCUUAGGUAUGUAUAAUUGA
Didymodactylos carnosus is the source of this 665-nucleotide messenger RNA. Lineage: Eukaryota; Metazoa; Rotifera; Eurotatoria; Philodinida; Philodinidae. The record is from the annotation of a GenBank genome assembly.